UCUCUCUCUCUCUUCCACAUAACAGCUUUCGACAGGGGAAACGCCUCAUAUAUAUCAUUUUCCAGAAAGCUAGUUAUGGCUAUAGAGAUUGAGCAACCUUCUUCUGUUGAGCUGUCAAAAGUUGCAGUUUCUGAAACUCAUGGAGAAGACUCUCCAUAUUUUGCUGGCUGGAAAGCUUACGAUGAAGACCCUUAUCAAGAAUCAAAUAACCCAUCAGGAGUCAUACAGAUGGGACUGGCUGAAAAUCAAGUUUCAUUCGAUUUGCUAGAAGAGUACUCGGAACAACAUUCAGAAGCAUUCACAUGGGGGAAGGGAGCACCUGGCUUUAGAGAAAAUGCCUUGUUUCAAGAUUAUCAUGGACUUCAAUCUUUCAGGGAGGCGAUGGCAAGUUUCAUGGAACAAAUAAGAGGCGGAAGGGCAAAAUUUGAUUCUGAUAGAGUUGUCCUAACCGCCGGUGCUACUGCGGCCAAUGAGCUAUUAACCUUCAUUUUAGCUGAUCCUGGUGAUGCCUUGCUGGUUCCAACUCCAUACUAUCCAGGAUUUGACAGAGAUUUAAGGUGGAGGACUGGUGUGAAAAUUGUCCCAAUCCAUUGUGACAGCUCAAACAAUUUCCAAAUUACUCCUCAAGCAUUAGAAGCUGCGUAUAAAGAAGCAGAAGCCAUGAACAAAAAAGUUAGAGCUGUUCUGAUAACCAACCCAUCAAACCCGUUAGGUGCGACGAUCCAAAGGUCAGUUCUAGAAGAGAUUCUUGAUUUUGUAACCCACAAAAACAUCCAUCUCGUCUCAGAUGAAAUCUACUCCGGAUCAGCUUUUUCCUCGUCCGAAUUCAUAAGCAUUGCGGAAAUUCUUGAAUCACGUAAAUACAAAAAUUCUGAAAGAGUUCAUAUUGUUUAUAGUCUUUCUAAAGAUCUUGGCCUCCCAGGUUUUAGAGUUGGAACGAUAUAUUCGUACAACGAUAAAGUUGUUACUACAGCAAGGAGGAUGUCGAGCUUCACUCUUAUUUCCUCUCAAACACAACAUCUCUUAGCUUCAAUGUUGUCUAACAAGAAAUUCACAGAGAAUUAUAUCAAGACAAACAGGGAGAGACUGAGGAAGAGAUACGAAAUGAUCAUUCAAGGAUUGAAGAACGCCGGGAUUGAGUGUUUGAAAGGUAAUGCUGGGCUAUUUUGCUGGAUGAAUUUAAGCCCAUUGUUGGAGGAACAAACAAGAGAAGGUGAAUUGGCUCUUUGGGAUUCUAUGCUGCAUGAAGUGAAGCUAAAUAUAUCACCAGGAUCUUCUUGCCAUUGUUCUGAACCAGGAUGGUUCAGGGUGUGCUUUGCGAACAUGAGUGAGCAGACACUGGAAAUUGCUUUGAAAAGAAUACAUGAUUUCAUGCAACAAAGAGAGAGACAAAGAAAGCCAAUAUCUUCUCAGUAAAAUAUAUAUGUAUCUUUUACUUCCUACUUUUUUUGGGUUUAUUCACCCAUUUUGAUUCUUUGCAACCCAUCUGAUAAAAAUAGGGUUUGUAUCAAUAUACUGUAAAUCAGAUUGAAUCAAAAAAAUAUUUUUGUUUGCUUACUUCUGGUUAAGCAAGUUCCUAGAAAUUCCAUUUGUGAAAGUGAAGUACAAUUGCUUGUAGUUUUCUUCGUGACAAUUAAUUAAAGUAUUUUAUUAUGUCUU
Molecule: messenger RNA, 1659 nt
Organism: Pistacia vera
Lineage: Eukaryota; Viridiplantae; Streptophyta; Magnoliopsida; Sapindales; Anacardiaceae
Product: 1-aminocyclopropane-1-carboxylate synthase 7
Exons: 3
Coding region: 76-1416 (446 amino acids)
Biological process (GO): amino acid metabolic process; biosynthetic process
Molecular function (GO): pyridoxal phosphate binding; transaminase activity
Source: RefSeq, a predicted model, not a curated record